AUGGCUUUCGGACAAAACUCGCGAGGCGGCGGUGGUAAUCGUGGUCGUGGAGGUUUCAGAGGAGGUCGAGGAGGUGGUGGUGGUGGUGGCGGCGGACGAGGCCGUGGUGGUAGUGUAGGUUUUGGUAAUCGUGGAGGUAAUCGUGGUGGUAGUCGAGGUUUUAGCAAUCGUGGAGGUAGUCGUGGUGGCAGUCGAGGUAGUAAAUUUGGUGGUGGACAAGAUCGAGGACGAGGCGGUGGAAGAUUUUCAGAAACUAAACGUGAAUUCAUGACUGAUAGUGUUUAUGUUGGUCAAUUACCUGCUGAAAUUCAAGAAAGUGAUUUAAAAAAACUUUUUCCAAAAGCAAAAAAUGUACACCUUGCACCAGCUGAAGGAACUCGGCCUGGUCAUGCUUUUCUUACAUUUCCCGAUGAUUCCUCAGCAGCAGCAGCUGUUAAACAAGGUGCUACAUUUAAAACUACACAACUUAAAGUAGCUUUUCAAAAUAAACGUGCCGAACCACAAAAACGAUCAUUUGAUGCAGAUGAUCAAUCAGGUCCUAAAUCAAAAAAACUAAAAAGUGAUGCAUCUCCUGCUAAAGGAUCAGCAAAUAAAAAUGGUGUAAAAGCUCAAAGUAAAAAAGCAGCUGCUUCUGAUGAUGAUGAGGAUGAAGACGAAGAUGAUGAAGAUGAAUCCAUGGUUUUUGAAGAUGAUGAUGAAGACGAUGACGAUGACGAUGAUGAUGAAGAUGAAGAAGAUGAAAAAAAUUUAAAAAAAACAGUUGCAAAAAUGGUUUCUGGAGGAAAAUCAGAUAAAGCUGCAGCAAAACCAUCAGCUGGCAAAAAUGUUGAAGAAGAUGAAGAUGAUGAUGAUGACGAUGAUGAUGAUGAUGAUGAUGAUGACGACGACGAUGAUGAUGAUGACGAUGAUGAUGAUGAUGAUGAUGAUGAUGAAGAAGAAGAAGAAGAAAAAUCAUCUAAAAAAACUCCACCUACAUCAGCCAAACAAGCAACACCAAUUCCUGUUCAAAAUAAGAACAAAGGCAAAGCAGAAUUAACUAAACCAGGUGUUAUCGAUAAUUCAGCUCAAAAAAAAAACAAGCCUACUGAUCAAACAGUUUCAAGUAAAGCAACAUCAGCUGAAACUCAAAAACGUACAAUUGAUGCUGUUGAUAAAUCAGGUCCUCAAGCAAAAAAAGCAAAGAAUGAAGCUCCAGUCACUGGUAAAAAUGUUCCUGCAGGAAAUAAAAAUGGUUUGAAAGGCAAAGGAAAAAAACAAGAGGAUGAUGACGAGGAUGAUGAUGACGACGAUGAAGAUGAUGAUGAACUCGAUUUCGAUGAAGAUGAUGAUGACGAUGACGACGAUGAUGAUGAAGAAGAAGAAGAGACACUUAAAAAACCUGUUGGAAAACCACUUGCAACUGGAAAACAAGCUAAACCUGCUGCCAAGCCAUCGGCUGCUGAAGACGAUGAUGAAUCCGAUGAUGAUGACGAUGACGAAGAUGAUGAUGACGACGACGAUGAUGAUGAUGAAGAUGAAGAAGACCAAAAACCUACAAAAACGACAACCAAACCCAUUCCGGUUUCGAAACAAACUAAACCUGCUGCCAAACCAUCGGCUGUUGAAGAUGACGAAGAUGAUGACGAUGACGACGACGAUGAUGAAGACGAAGAUGAAGACGACGAGGAUGAUGAUGAUGAUGAAGAAUCUAAACCUACAGCACCACUUAAAUCUGCUUUAAAACAAACAUCAUCAACUUCAACUCCAUCAAAACAAAAAACAUCGUCGACUCCGACUAAAUCAGAAACUAAACCGGCACAAAAAACAAAACAAGAAACAUCACCAGCAAAUGCUAAUAAAUCACUUAAUAAAACACAAUUAUUUAUUAAUUCAAUAAAAGAAAGUGUUAGUGUAUCUGAAAUGAAAGAACUUUAUCCAAAAGCAACAUCAGUUAAAAUGCAAAAACGUAAAGUUGGUCCAAAUCAUAAAGCUAUUCAAUUUGCUUUUGUUUCAUUUGCAAAUGAAGCUGAUUGUGCUGCAGCAUUAAGUGCUCAUACACAAAUUGGUGGUGAAAAAGUAAAUGUUUCCUAUGCAUUUGCACAAGGAGGUAAACAACAAGCAAAGACAAAUAAUGAAUCAAAUAAAAAACAAGAACAACAAGCAACUAAUGCAAAUAAUAAACAAGAAAAAAAUCAGAAAAAACAAACACCAUCAAAUGAAAAAACAAAUAAAAAAGAAAAAACUAAAAGUGAAAAGCAACUUUCAACAAAUGCAAUCUAUGUUGGUCAAUUACCAGAACAUGUUGUCGAAGAUGAUAUAAAAAAUCUCUUUCCAAAAGCAAACAAAAUAGAAUUAUUUCCAGCUAAAGCAAAAAAUAAAGGUGUACGACCUGGUUUUGCAUUUGUGACAUUUCCUGAUGAUAAUUCAGCCGCUGCUGCUAUUAAACAUGGUCCAACAUUAACACUUAAAAAUACACAAUUAAAAGUUGCUUAUCAAACUAAACGAGCAACACCAACAGCUACUGAAUAA
This is a messenger RNA of Rotaria sp. Silwood1, 2508 nucleotides long. NCBI's taxonomy places the organism in Eukaryota, Metazoa, Rotifera, Eurotatoria, Philodinida, Philodinidae. The record is from the annotation of a GenBank genome assembly.